UAGUGAAACUCCGUCUCCAAACUUCUGCAGUGAAAACAGCCGGAGACUUUGAUCUGUAUUUCGCUGACUAUACUUUCUUUCUUUCUUUUCUUUCUUUUAUUUAAAAAAGAAGCACUUGUUGUGUUCAGGAUGUGUUUUGCAUGUGUUUCUGAAAGUGACACGCAGUUCAUGUCGCUUAUUUAACCCUAAUGGAAAUGUCCGACGGGAAGGCGAUGAGCCGAUCUGGAUUAAACCCUGUGCAUUACAAAGAGCAGUUUCUCUGGGGGUUUGUUCAGGGAGAACUCUCCACUUUGUUAGAUCUGGGAUGGACCGAGAGAGGAGUUCUCCACUAAGUCAUCUAAGGGAUAACGAUUACUGUUGGUGAUUCAAGCCAGUUUGUUUCAGAUUUUACUAAGAGGUCGCCGCCUUUCUCGACCUUUACAGCCAUUAUGUGGAGUUUUCGGCUUUGUGGCCACCUCGCAGUUCUUGUAGCCGGCAUUAUACUGCACAUCUGUAGUCACACAGCCAGAGGUCUUAAUGUAUGUGUCAGUGGCAGUGCCACAUCGUGUGAAGAAUGUCUACUGCUUCACCCGAGCUGCGCCUGGUGCGCCCAAGAGAACUUUGGAAGGGGAAGGACAUUCAUGUCACAAUGUGAUUUGAGCCAGAACUUGCUGAAAAGGGGCUGCAAGGCUCGUUAUAUUGAAAACCCAAGGAGUUUCAGUUCCAUCCUCAAGAACAAACCCUUGAGCUCCAAAGGCUCAAUGUCUGCCCAGUAUGACGUCAUCCAGAUCCAACCACAGAAGAUUUCACUCAGUCUAAGGCCGGGUCAUCAGACCUCGUUUGAGUUGCAGGUUCGCCCUGUUGAGGAUUAUCCUGUUGACCUGUAUUACCUGAUGGACCUCUCGCUGUCCAUGAAGGACGAUCUCGAUACCAUUCGCAACCUGGGAACAAAACUGGCUGAAGAGAUGAAGAAGCUCACUAGUAACUUCCGUCUUGCCUUUGGGACGUUUGUGGAUAAGAACUUGUCUCCUUUUUCGUACACUGCUCCCAAGUAUAAGGAGAACCCCUGUAACGGAUACAAGCCAUUUCCAAACUGUGUCCCUUCCUUUGGGUUCCGUAAUCACUUAUCUCUGACUGACAAAGUGGAUCGUUUUAAUGAGGAGGUGCAGAAGCAGGUGGUGUCACGGAACAGGGACGCGCCUGAGGGUGGAUUUGAUGCUAUUUUACAGGCUGCCGUCUGCAAGGAGAGAAUUGGUUGGAGGAAGGAGGCCUAUCAUCUGCUGGUCUUUGCUACAGAUGAUGUACCCCACCUGGCUUUGGAUGGCAAACUAGCAGGCCUCGUUCAGCCUCAUGAUGGACAGUGCCACCUGAAUGAUGAAAACGAGUACAGCGCUUCAACCAAGAUGGACUACCCUUCAUUGGCUCUCCUUGGGGAGAAACUGGCUGAAAACAACAUUUUCCUGAUUUUUGCAGUGACUAAAAGACAUUAUGUUCUUUAUAAGAACUUCACUGCAUUAAUUCCAGGAACUACAGUAGAGAUUCUUGACCAAAGCUCAAAAAACAUAAUACAGCUGAUUGUCACUGCCUAUAAUAACAUCCGCUCUAAGGUGGAGCUGAGUGUAUGGGAUCAUCCUGAGGACCUUAGCCUGGCCUUCACUGCCACGUGUCAAGAUGGCAAGCCUCUUUCAGGCCUGAGCAAGUGUGCUGAUUUAAAGAUUGGAGACACGGUCUCCUUCAACAUAAGCGUGGCUGCCCAUAGCUGUCCUCCUCCAGGCACCCAGAAGAGUUUCACCAUUAAGCCUGUGGGCUUUAAAGAUAGUCUGGAAGUCUCUGUGGAUUAUCAGUGUGAUUGCAACUGCACGCGCUUUGCUCAGGCAAACAGCAUCCACUGUAGCUAUGCGGGCACCUACACAUGCGGCACAUGCCACUGUAACCCAGGCUACCAUGGCAAAAACUGUGAGUGUGAGGAGGAAGAAGUAGGUAGCCUGAACCUCGCUGCCUGCCGUGAAGCUAAAGGCAAACAGGUGUGCAGUGGGCGCGGGGAAUGCAGCUGUAACUACUGCCGGUGCUAUGAGUCUGAGUUCGGCAAAAUCUACGGCAUGUACUGCGAGUGUGAUGACUUCUCCUGCGCACGCCACAAGGGCAUUCUUUGUUCAGGUCAUGGUGAUUGUCACUGUGGGGAGUGUAAAUGUCAGGCUGGCUACAUUGGAGACAACUGUAACUGCUCAAUAGAAACAACUGGGUGUGUCUCAGAAGAUGGCAGAAUGUGUAGCGGACGGGGCAGCUGUGUGUGCGGCCGCUGCCAGUGCACUGAGCCGGGGGCAUUUGGGGACUUGUGUGAGAAAUGCCCCACCUGUGGUGAUGCCUGUGCCGCAAAGAGGGAAUGCAUCGAGUGCACCCUCUUCAACACGGGGAAAUUUGCAGACAACCACACCUGCCAGCGCAUGUGCAAGGAUGAGAUCAUUGUCACAGAGACUCUAAAUACAGAUGACCCAAGCACUGUACUGUGUUUGUAUAAGACUGAGAAUGAAUGUGUGAUGAAGUUCACCUACUCUGAACAUGCCAGUGGCCAGUCAAUCCUCACUGCUCUGCGUGAGCCAGUGUGUGCUGCUCCCCCUGAUGCUAUGACUGUGCUGCUUGCGGUUGUGGGCAGUAUCCUGCUAGUGGGCAUUGUGCUGUUGGCCAUGUGGAAGUUAGUAAUCACUGUCCACGACCGGCGCGAGUUUGCCCGCUUCCAGAGCGCACGCUCGCGGGCACGAUAUGAGAUGGCCUCCAAUCCCCUCUAUAAACAUCCAGUAUCGACUCACUCGGUGGAGACGGCAUUCCAGAUGUACAGCAAGUCAUAUAACGGAGGACUUCACUGAUCUCAGGCCUGCUGGUUGGGGUGGGGACACGGCAGGGCCGGUCCAGUUGACACAGUUUACAGUUUUGUGAUGGGGAACAAAGGUGGCCCCUUCAUAAAAGACUUUAUGACAGCAAAGUGCCAUUAGAGUCUGUUCUGUUUUUUUUGUGUGUGUGGUUCUUUUCAUGAGGUCUAAUAACUGAAUCACAGCUGUACAAUAAGCUGGACUGCUUAUGCUCAUUAGUUUUCUCUGAUAGAAGACGUACUUGGAACAAAUGAAGAUCUUUUGCUACAAGAGUGAUGGACUUCCAAAUGAAUGGAUUCCUUGAGUGAAAUUGCCAAUUCUGCAGCUCUAACCACAAUUCCUCCACAUUGAGGAUGCCAUGUGCAUUACAUUUUACAGAGAAAUGAGAUGGUGAUGCCUUAAAUAGUACAACUGUAUAGACAAGCAUCCUAUAUUUUAACCAUAUUUGGAACUAACAGAGCAAUAACUUUCUUACAUUUAGUUUUGCACAUUGUAUGGGUUUAUAAAAUGGGGGGGGGGGGGGGUAUUAAAUGACACUCUCACUAGUUGUUUCAUACUUGCACAUUUUUUUCAUUUAUAGUCCUCCAAGUGUUCUGAAUGAAUUGAAGAUUGAAUCAAGUCCACUUAAGGCUGGUGGUUAACACAGCUUACAGUUUUGUGAUGAUAUCUCAGUCCAGCUUACACACCCAUCUCAGUGGAAUUUGAGUUGGAGAGGGAAUAGACUAAAGGAUCAAUUCGGAUAUGUAAACUUGACCCCUAGGUUUUGUAUCCUAAAUAGUGCGUUAGGCCAAUUUAGGUCAGUCAUUUACUGUAAUAAUAAAAUGCCAGAUGUCCGAGUAAGUAAGAUUUUAAUUUGCACUGCAGUGACAGUAACAUCCACUUGUUUCUCCGUGACUCAAACAGAUUAUCUCAUGUUUGUGCUCAGCUGAACCCGGUAUGAGUUGAAGGGGAAAAAAUGGGUAAAUAAAGUAUGAGAUUAUGUCUAAAAAGGCAGCAGUGACUUGGCACUUCAGAGGGAGGGUAGGCCUGAGGGGCUAAUGACUGCUCAGACUUUUAUGCCUGGACUUUUACAGUAAAUAGUAGGAAAUGAAGUAGGGUGUGUGACAGUAAAUUAAGUAGCAAUUUUCCCAUAGUUGAUUGUGUAUGGGUGAUGUUGGUGAACUGUAAAAGACUGCAGUUAAGAAACCUACGGUGAUAGUUCAUUCAUAUUCUUUUUAGCUUUCAUUAAUAGCAGCAGCAUAAUCGGUUAGGCUCAAAUAAAUUGAACUCAAUUUAUGCCCUGCAUUUGUUUACACAGGAGGCAGGGGAACAUGUUCAUUUCAAAUAUAAUUUUCCAAUAAAUGUGUAAAUUAACCCAUGUAAGGAAUAAAACACCACAAGAAAUGAUCAAUGACAGGAUGGCUAUCAUACCAAAGUUGUCUAUUUUCCAAUUUAACAAUUUUUAUCUAAAAAAAAAAAAAAAGUCAUACAUUUUAUGGUUACAGUUAAUGUUGUGGAAAAUAUUUGUUCCUGUUAUCACUUCCAAAUGUAACAGCUAUAAACAGAUGUUCCCUGA
This is a messenger RNA of Ictalurus punctatus (channel catfish), 4401 nucleotides long. RefSeq names its product integrin, beta 5 (gene itgb5). Gene Ontology annotation, biological process: integrin-mediated signaling pathway; cell migration; cell adhesion mediated by integrin. Gene Ontology annotation, cellular component: focal adhesion; cell surface; integrin complex. Lineage: Eukaryota; Metazoa; Chordata; Actinopteri; Siluriformes; Ictaluridae. The transcript has 15 exons. The coding region runs from base 429 to 2843 and encodes 804 amino acids. Gene Ontology annotation, molecular function: integrin binding. The record is from RefSeq and is a predicted model, not a curated record.